AUGCUCAGGCUCUCUAAGCGUUCGGUCUCUACUCUCCUACGUUCCGGUGACCGAAGCUUCCGUGUCGCCGCCGCAUCUUCAGUUUCCCGCUCUUCUCCACCGGCCACGAACGCCGGGAGAAGUGAAUCCGAAGCCAGAUGGUAUUCUUCAUCCUUAACCAAUGGGCAGAGAAUCGGGUCAUCGGCUCAAUUGAACAUUAAAACCAAUUGGUUUAUGGGAUACCGGAAUGAAUCCAGCGCCGCAGCAUCAGACUCGCAAUCUUCCUCUCAGGCUCCUCCUCCGGCUGAGAAAUUUGAGUACCAAGCAGAGGUUAGUCGUCUCAUGGACCUCAUCGUUAACAGCUUAUACUCCAACAAGGAGGUGUUUCUUCGGGAGCUUAUUAGCAAUGCUAGUGAUGCAUUGGACAAGCUUCGCUAUCUAAGCGUUACACAGCCUGAGCUCUCAAAGGAUUAUGCUGAUCUCGAUAUUCGCAUUUAUGCAGAUAAAGAGAAUGGAAUUAUUACUCUCACCGAUUCUGGAAUUGGUAUGACGCGUCAAGAAUUAGUUGAUUGCCUUGGGACUAUAGCGCAGAGUGGAACUGCCAAGUUCCUGAAAGCUUUGAAGGAUAGUAAGGAUGCAGGUGGUGACAAUAACUUAAUCGGACAAUUUGGUGUUGGUUUCUACUCAGCAUUUUUAGUUGCGGAUCGGGUGGUUGUGUCAACCAAGAGCCCAAAGUCCGAUAAGCAGUAUGUAUGGGAAGGAGAAGCAGAUUCAAGCAGUUACACAAUUCAGGAAGAGACUGAUCCUCAGUUGAUCAUUCCUAGAGGAACACGUAUCACUUUGCAUCUUAAGAAAGAUGACAAAGGCUUUGCAGAUCCUGAGCGGAUUCAGAAGCUUGUGAAAAACUACUCUCAGUUUGUUUCUUUCCCCAUAUACACAUGGCAGGAAAAGGGAUACACCAAAGAGGUUGAAGUUGAGGAUGAUCCAGCUGAAGCAAAAAAAGAAGACACUGAUGACCAAACUGAGAAAAAGAAGAAGACAAAGAAGGUUGUUGAGAGAUACUGGGAUUGGGAGCUUACGAAUGAGACGCAACCAAUUUGGCUCCGGACCCCAAAAGAGGUGACAACGGAGGAAUACAAUGAGUUUUACAGAAAGACUUUCAAUGAGUAUUUGGACCCAUUGGCAUCUUCCCACUUCACGACAGAGGGUGAGGUCGAGUUUAGGUCCAUACUUUAUGUGCCACCUGUCUCACCAAUGGGGAAGGAUGACUUGGUUAACCAAAAGACAAAGAACAUAAGGCUUUAUGUGAAACGAGUUUUCAUCUCAGAUGACUUUGACGGGGAAUUGUUCCCUCGCUACUUAAGCUUUGUUAAGGGUGUUGUCGACUCACAUGAUCUCCCACUUAAUGUGUCCCGUGAGAUUCUUCAAGAAAGUCGCAUUGUGCGGAUCAUGAAGAAACGUCUGGUGAGGAAAGCUUUUGAUAUGAUCUUGGGCAUAUCCCUAAGUGAAAACAGAGAUGACUAUGAGAAGUUUUGGGAUAACUUUGGCAAACAUAUAAAACUGGGUUGUAUCGAGGACCGCGAAAACCACAAGCGUUUGGCCCCACUGCUUCGAUUUUUCUCUUCCCAGAGUGAGAAUGAUAUGAUAAGCUUGGAUGAGUACGUCGAGAACAUGAAACCUGAACAGAAAGCCAUAUACUAUAUUGCUUCCGACAGCAUUACAAGUGCUAAAAAUGCACCUUUCCUCGAGAAGCUUAUGGAAAAGGAGCUCGAGGUACUAUAUUUGGUGGAACCAAUUGAUGAAGUUGCGAUACAGAGCUUAAAAGCUUACAAGGAGAAGGAUUUUGUUGACAUCGGCAAGGAAGACUUAGAUCUAGGAGACAAGAACGAGGAGAAAGAGGCAGCAGUGAAGAAGGAGUUUGGUCAGACUUGUGAUUGGAUAAAGAAACGAUUGGGCGAAAAGGUCGCAAGUGUUCAGAUCUCUAACCGUCUUAGUGCUUCCCCAUGUGUUCUUGUAUCUGGUAAAUUUGGUUGGUCAGCCAAUAUGGAGAAGCUAAUGAAGCAACAAUCAGCUGGUGGUGACACAACAAGCCUCGAGUUCAUGAAAGGGAGAAGGGUGUUUGAGAUCAAUCCUGACCACUCGAUUAUAAAGAACAUUAAUGCUGCUUGCAAGAGUAACCCAAAUGAUGAAGAUGCGUUGAGAGCCAUAGAUCUUAUGUAUGAUGCAGCACUAGUUUCUAGUGGGUUCACGCCCGAGAAUCCAGCAGAGCUCGGUGGGAAGAUAUAUGAGAUGAUGGGCAUUGCUCUUUCCGGGAAAUGGUCAAGGCCUGAGGUUCAGCAGCAGCAGCCGAUGGCACAUUCUCACAAUGCAGAGCUCUUAGAAGCUGAAGUGGUUGAACCAGUUGAAGUGAAAUGA
This is a messenger RNA of Microthlaspi erraticum, 2394 nucleotides long. NCBI's taxonomy places the organism in Eukaryota, Viridiplantae, Streptophyta, Magnoliopsida, Brassicales, Brassicaceae. The record is from the annotation of a GenBank genome assembly.